Staurois parvus is the source of this 474-nucleotide messenger RNA. NCBI's taxonomy places the organism in Eukaryota, Metazoa, Chordata, Amphibia, Anura, Ranidae. The record is from the annotation of a GenBank genome assembly.
AUGGGCCCCUGUACCGCCUCCUCAUGCUGCUGCCAGGCCCGUAAUCUGCCAUGGGCCCCCGUACCGCCUCCUCAUGCUGCUGCCAGGCCCGUAAUCUGCCAUGGGCCCCCGUACCGCCUCCUCAUGCUGCUGCCAGGUCCAGAGUGUCUCAUGGGUCCCUGUACGGCCUCCCAUUGCUGCUGUCUCCAUCGCCACACUCUGCCAUGUGCCACUUUCAGGUCUCCUCACACUGCUGGUGGGUUCCAUUUUGUCAUAGGGUGCUGUAUGGCCUCCCAUUGCUGCUGCCUCCACCGCCACACUGUGGCUCCACACUCUGGUUUUGGCCCCGUGACUGCCCAAAUGAGUGAAGUGUGCGGUGAUUCUAAGAUCGACGGCACUCAUCUGCAUGUCAUACUGACUGACAGUAUUAUUUCUCUUCCCCAGCAGACUCCAAGGGCAUUUAAAUUAAAGGUACAGUGUUCUGCACUAAUAUAA